Varroa destructor (honeybee mite) is the source of this 2526-nucleotide messenger RNA. Its product is annotated as putative RNA-binding protein Luc7-like 2. The record is from RefSeq and is a predicted model, not a curated record. Gene Ontology annotation, cellular component: U1 snRNP. Lineage: Eukaryota; Metazoa; Arthropoda; Arachnida; Mesostigmata; Varroidae. Gene Ontology annotation, biological process: mRNA splice site recognition. Gene Ontology annotation, molecular function: mRNA binding.
AUCAUGUAUCUACAUAAAAGAGUUGCAAGACUGACGCAUCGCAUUCUUAGGAUAUGAGACAUUUGUAUCCUUGAAUAAUUAAUUAUCUACAGAAACUCAUUGUAGAGUACGGUUUUCACAGGUUUUUCACCAACGACCACUGCAACUGCGUAGGACGCGCAAUUUCGAAACCAUCGAAUCUUCGAUCCUAAGCGGUAAAUACGAUCUCGCUUUUAACCCAGGUUCACCGCACUAUCCAUCGAAUCUGCUGUACACAACCACUUCGUGGGUUAGUUGUCGUCGUUUUUAUCCGUAAUCGCGCUGGACCCUGUAUGGUAGAGUUCGUCAGUGGUGUAGGUGAUGAGCCAACAUACCUUGUGUGCCUUAGCAGUCUGACGUUAGAUCUGAUCAAAUUGUGCGACAGGCCUAUCUUGGCCAGGUUGUACAAGGCUGAUUGCGUCAGGUUCAUUGUACUGCAUGUGAUCCUGAGUUAAGUACACGAAAAUUGUGUAGACCGAUCUAUUUCCUUCUGAGAACGUUGACACCAAAACGUUUGGGCGAUGUCGGCCCAUGAACAGAUGCGAGCUAUGCUCGAUGAGCUCAUGGGAACUGCAAGAGAUGGUGAUUCGACAAAUGUUCAUGUGAAUUUUACCGAUCGUAAAGUUUGCAAGAGUUUUUUACUCAAGUGCUGUCCACACGAUAUUCUAGCAGCAACCCGCAUGGAUUUGGGUAGCUGUUCUGGUACUCAUGAUUUGGCCCUUCGAGCGGACUAUGAAAAUGCGGCCAAGGACAAGGACUACUUCUACGACGUUGAUGCAUUGGAACAGCUCGAACAGUUUGUCAAAGAGUGUGAUCGACGAACAGAUCAGGCAAAGAAAAAGUUAGCGGAAACUCAAGAAGAACUCAGCGCGGAGGCCACUGUGAAGCUGAACAAGAUUAAUGAGCUUGCUGAAGAGAUCGGUAAAAAGUUGGCCGAGGCAGAAGCCAAAGGCGCAGAGGGUCUCGUUGAGGAAAGUAUGGCUAUAAUGGAAGAAGUUGAAAAAGCCAAGAAGAAAAAACAUGAAGCUGAAACACACUACCGCAACUCGAUGCCUGCUUCCAGCUACCAACAACAGAAGCUGCGAGUUUGUGAGGUCUGCUCUGCAUACCUAGGUAUCUACGAUAAUGACCGACGUCUUGCGGAUCACUUCGGGGGCAAAUUGCAUUUAGGCUUUAUAGAGAUUAGGGAAAAACUUGACGAGCUGCGUAAACAGGUCGAUGACACCCGAAAGGCAGGCAAAGCUAAUCGGGAACGUGACGAAAGGCGGGAAAAGGAGGCCCGACGGGAAGAACGUGAUCACAGGGAACGGGAACGAGAAAGGGAGCGUGAUCGAGGCCGCGAUCAUCACGCUAGACAUCACAGGAGGAGGUCGCGUUCACGAGACCGUGAGUACCGGCGGCGGGAUCGGGAUCGUAGAGACCGUUCAAGGGAUAAGGAUAGGGGCAGUAAUAGGCACAGACACCGGCGGGAUCGUUAGUAAUCGUCAAAUAGAAACGAGGGUUCCAUGAAAGCGGGGAGGCAGUUCCAGGGGCUGAUUCCGUUCGUAGAGGAUGAGUAGGUCUGUACCAAUGCAUUCAAUGGCAUAUUACAAGAAGUAAACUGAGGCGCGCAACAAGCUUGUUGGGGACCGUGGUUCAGGGAUAGGGAGGACGAGGACUCAUUAGGGAGGGUACACGGGAGAGUAUACUGUACUGUGAGCUACUGUAUUUAUCUAAAAUAUAAGUGGGAUGGGGCUGGGAGUGGCAGUGAAGGCCAGGGAAAGAACCUCACUUCUGACGCAUAGUUGUCAACUAAAUAUGACUACAGAACUGGUUUGCGCUGCUGUUCGAAUCGUGUGCGUACCCCAUACGUUCAGCAGCAUAGGUGGCAGCAUGGAAUUUUCCUGUUUUCUUGUUUGUCUGUUUUUUUUUAUAUUGCGUUUGUGUUGUGAAAUUUAAAUAAAAUAAAAUCAAUUUGAAAUAUACCAAGCGGCCAUCAGUAAAAAAACGUAUCGCUUGCCAGCUAUUUCGAUGUAUACGCUAAACCGGGUUGUUAUGUUAAUAAUAAUAAUUAUUAUUAUUAAUUGUGAAUGAUUUAGUACUAGUGGGAAAUACAUCUGGAAGCAAAAAAAAGAAAGAUAGCGUAAGCAAAUGCAAGGUCAUGUACGGUUCGGUAUUGUCCAACUUUGGUUGAUCACUAAUCACUACAUCGUAAAUUUACGUCUACAUCAUUUAAAUAGUGAUCGAGAAGUAUAUACUUUUAAAAAAGAGUAUUGCGGAAACCGGGACCAUUAGCUCAACCGGAGUUGUCACCUACAAUGACUCAAAUAGGAGUCCUUUAUUAUCAAUUUCAACGGAUCCUUUGUUAUGCGACAAAUCUGGUAACAGUGAAAGAUUUCAGAAUAAUGCUAAUCUAUGUGUGAGCUUAGACGAAUACCUUUGGCAUAGAUAAUUUCGACCUAUGACUCACUAAAAUAAGAACGGUACCAGUAAUUAAUUUCAAAUAAAUAAGCGAGCCAGUUUAUUAAG